Messenger RNA from Nerophis lumbriciformis (worm pipefish), 2994 nucleotides. The record is from RefSeq and is a predicted model, not a curated record. NCBI's taxonomy places the organism in Eukaryota, Metazoa, Chordata, Actinopteri, Syngnathiformes, Syngnathidae.
UCGCGCAUCCCGGAGAUCAUGGCGGCCGCCGGGACGCACUCACCGGGUGGGCCCAACGGCAUCAUCCGCAGCCAGUCCUUCGCCGGAUUCAGCACGCUGCAGGAAAAGCGCUCGAGGUGUAACUCGUUCAUGGGCAACUCGGUGCCGCAGAAGAAACCGGCGUCUAAACCCAAGAAACCCCACCUGUCUGGCCACAAGGGCGGCGCUGGCGCCGCUUCCAGAGAACCUCAACCCGGAAGAUUGGAAGACGUUUACACGGCACUUAAACGAGGCCUGGAAGAAUACCUGGAGGUGCACCAGACAGAGUUGGACAAGCUAACGUUGCUCAUGAAGGACAUGAAGAGGAACUCGCGGCUGGGCGUGCUCUAUGAUCUUGACAAGCAAAUCAAAGCCAUCGAGAGGUACAUGAGGCGGCUUGAGUUUCACAUGAGCAAGGUGGACGAGCUGUACGAGGCUUUCUGCAUCCAGAGCCGCCUUCGCGAUGGCGCGAGCCGCAUGAAGCAGGCCUUCACCUCCUCGCCCUCCACCAAGGCAACCAAGGAGAGCAUCGCUGAGGUCAACCGGCGAUACAAGGAGUAUACAGAGAACAUGAGCGCCUUUGAGAGCGAUCUGGAGAAUCUACUCGGGGAAUUUCACAUCAAGAUGAAAGGAUUGGCAGGUUUUGCCCGACUCUGUCCGGGAGACCAGUACGAGAUCUUCAUGCGUUAUGGUCGUCAGCGAUGGAAACUUAAGGGGAGGAUCGAAGUAAACUCCAGGCAGAGUUGGGACGGCGACGAGAUGAUCUUCAUGCCACUCAUUAGCGACCUCAUUAACAUCAAGGUGACGGAGCUGAAGGGGCUAGCCACGCACCUGCUGGUGGGCAGCGUGAUAUGCGAGACUAAGGAACUGUUCACCGCCAUGCCUCAGGUUGUGGCCGUGGACAUCAACGACCUAGGCACCAUCAAGCUCAACUUGGAGGUCACUUGGUACCCCUUCGAUGUGGAGGACCUGACGCUGUCGUCGAGCAACAUUAGCAAAGCAGCGGCGAUACAGCGGCGGGUGUCCAUUUACAGCCAGGGCACGCCCGAGACGCCCACUUUCCAGGACGCGUCUUUCUUUUCAACAUUACCGGACGACGUUUUUGAAAAUGGCAGCGUGUCAGAAUGCAAGCGCCUGUCGUACGCCUUCUCUGACGCGUCCAGCCCGAGCCCGGCGCCCAGCUCGCAUUCGCCGGCGCCGUCCAACCCAGAGAUCACCGUCACACCGCCCGACACGGACGCGUCGGCCUCGCCCUGUCGGAUACGGGAGGGCUCUAUCGCCGAGGAAGAAGAAGAAGAGGAGGAAGAAGACGGUGGCGCUGGCGAGACAGAUAGCGGGACGAGCGGCAGCCUGGAGGACUCUGAGUGGGAACGGACUGAGUCCCAACGCAGCAGCGGGCGCGCCGCCACAGUCGCGCCCGAGGACGUCUUUCUGGACCACGUGGACCAGCUCAAGCCCGUCCAACUGGAACAAGACGACGAGGACGAUGGCGGCAACCUGACUCGACAGCUGGUCAAGCGGUUGACUUCGUCGGAGGUGGAAGACGUCGAGGAGGGGCGGGGAAUCUUCCUUGAAGGCGGCGGCCUAGAGGAUGCAAUCCAUGGGCUCCUUUUGACGCUCGAGGCGCUCACGCACCGAUGCCGAGAACUACAGGACUUGGAACAAGAAGUCAUGCGAUUGGAGGACCUCUUGAAGUGCCGCCUACCCGGCCACAGGAGUCGCUCAUCCAGCUUGAGUUUGACGGUGGAAAGCGCGCUGGAGAGCUUCGACUUCCUCAACACGUCAGAUUUUGACGACGACGACACCGGGGACGACGCCGCGGCUGCCGCCGUCGUCAUCCUUGCUGCGCCGCCGCCAUUUGACAAUGACGGAGAACGCAGUGGCGGUCAGCACCCGGAAGCACGAGGCCACCUAAGCGAAGCCUUGACAGAGGACACAGGUGUGGGCAAUAGCGUGGCAGGCAGCCCCCUACCGCUCACCACUGGCAAUGACAACCUAGACGCCGCCCUGGUGGUCCACCUGCGCUACUGCAGGCGCCUCAUCCAGGUUUUAAGCGGCAGCAUAAGCGCAUGUCGGCGGCGUGGCGUCCUUCUCAAAAUGGUGGAGCAGACGCGGCUGCUAGAGGAAAUUGCCGAGAUGAUCGCGGACCACCCAGGGGUGCCAACGACUCCUGCUGAGGUGAUGCCAGGCCUGGCGCAAAGGGACAGGUUGAUGUCGUGGUGGACUGAGUGCAGCGGUUCUACGGGAUUCUUCCACACCACGCUGGACCAGGUGUUGGGUCACAUGACUCAGCGGUACCAGGAAAUGCUAACGGAGAAAUACCCACAAAGCUGUCACGCAGUCAUCUCUUUGGUGGCGUGCGAAAUGGCGGACCAAAACGACCUCCCCGAGUGGAACGGCCUACGACAGGAUGUUGUCACCGUCUUUCAGUUCCACACUUAUAUUCUGCGACAUCAAGUCCGUGACAUGGAGACGCACCUGCUACAAUUGGCCUCGGAAGAGUCAUUCGUCGAGCGUUUACAGAGCGGAGACGCCCAACAGUGUUUGUCGGCACUGGAAGAAGUCCCCGCGUGCCACCUGUGGCCCCAGGGCGCCACCCUGAGGACUCUAGCCUCGCUGCUCACCGCUGACGACCCCGCCGUCAAGUCCGCGGCGUCCGACUACCUCGCCGCGGCACCCAACGCCUAUUUUCGGAACAAGGCAGUGGAGUGUUACACGGAAGCGCUGUCGGAAGCAGGGGUCCACAGCCAACGAGCGGCGUGCGCGGCGCUCAGCUGCCUGAGGGCGGUGGAGAGCAUCCGAGCCGUUGUAGCGCUCUGUGACUCAGCCGACGAGGAACUGCGCCAUGUCGCCAUAGAAACGCUGCUCACGUUCGGCGAGGACGGUCGUCUGGCCUACGAACAACUGGACACGGUUCCAGGAGAAAUGAUUCGCUUGGGCGGACGUCGGGGUAACGCCGUCACCACCGCCUUUUAG